AAAAGCAUCGGGGGAUGCUGCCAAGCGACUUCCAUCUUGGUCUUCAACAAGAUAUAUCAGUACGUGCUCAAAUUGCUCACGGACUUUGAAAAUUGGCAGACAGAAACUCAGUAUGAGGACGCCACUAUUGCGAAGGAUUUCUGCUUCAAGAUCGUCAACGCGUACUUCGCUUGCUUCUUCGUGGCUUUCGUGCAGAACAGCAUGUUGGUCUACGGGGUAGACAUGCACUGUCCUGAGUGGCACUGCAUGCCGGAGCUGGCGGGGACAUUGGCUGCAGUAUUCAUCCUCCAACUGACGAUCGCUCAGUUCAUGGAGGUGGGCCUCCCGAUCAUGAAGAACCGGGUGCGAAUCUUCCUCAAAGAGCGGGCGGCCAAGAGCCACGAGGUGCAGUCGGAGGAGGCGGAAAACGUCAUGGUCAUGUCGCAGGAAGAGAAGCAGAGCAAACUUGACCAGUACUCGGGGGUGUUCGAGGAGUACCAGGAGAUGGUCAUUCAGUUCGGCUACGUCACCUUGUUUGCGGCAGCUUUCCCACUAACUGCAGCUCUCUCCCUCAUGAACAACCUUGUGGAGAUCCGCACGGAUGCGUACAAGCUCCUCAAGGGCGUUCAGAGGCCCCCGACCAAGGUGGCAGCGGACAUCGGCACCUGGCAAGUGAUCCUGGACAUUAUCAGCACGUGCUGCAUCCUGACCAACUGCGCUCUCGUCGGGUUCACCAGCCAUGGCCUGUUCUUCUACUUCCCGGAGAUGACGCCGGUGGAGCGCGUGUGGAUCACCGUGAUCUGCGAGCACUGUCUCCUUGUCUUCAAGGCCAUCCUGGACUCCAUGCUCAACGACCCUCCGAAGGAGGCCCUGGAGGCGUACGAGCGCAGGUGCUACUUGCGCGAUCAGGUGCUGGCAGAGUGCCAGUAUCUGCAGCCGGAGGAGAAUGAUGGCCCCUUCUACACAGACGAUGAGGGGGAGCCGUUUUACGGCAAGUGA
Messenger RNA from Guillardia theta CCMP2712, 978 nucleotides. RefSeq lists its product as hypothetical. Lineage: Eukaryota; Cryptophyceae; Pyrenomonadales; Geminigeraceae. The annotation marks the transcript as partial. Gene Ontology annotation, biological process: chloride transmembrane transport. The transcript is spliced from 2 exons. The record is from RefSeq and is a predicted model, not a curated record. Gene Ontology annotation, molecular function: chloride channel activity.